Dromiciops gliroides (monito del monte) is the source of this 4841-nucleotide messenger RNA. It is a transcript of the gene PHF8, whose product is annotated as PHD finger protein 8. The record is from RefSeq and is a predicted model, not a curated record. Gene Ontology annotation, biological process: regulation of transcription by RNA polymerase II; protein demethylation. Bases 51 to 3401 code for a protein of 1116 amino acids. The transcript has 21 exons. Lineage: Eukaryota; Metazoa; Chordata; Mammalia; Microbiotheria; Microbiotheriidae. Gene Ontology annotation, molecular function: histone demethylase activity; transcription coregulator activity.
CGCCCGGGCCCGGCUCUGCCUGCCCACCCGGCGCCCAGGCCGCGACGCCCAUGUCCGCGCCGCCCGCGGAGCCGCCGGCCUCCGGCGGCCAGCUCUGCCCCCCGCGGGGGGCGCGGGCCCAGGAGCGGGCCGAGGCUCGGGCCCAAGCGCGGGCCAAGAUGGCCUCCCCACCGGUGUACUGCCUGUGCCGGCUGCCCUACGACGUGACCCGCUUCAUGAUCGAGUGCGACCUGUGCCAGGACUGGUUCCACGGCAGUUGUGUCGGUGUAGAAGAGGAAAAGGCAGCUGACAUUGACCUCUAUCACUGCCCCAAUUGUGAGGUCCUCCACGGGCCUUCUGUUAUGAAAAGGCGCCGAGGGGCCACAAAGGUGCAGGAACUGAUGACGAACAAAGAAGGAGGGAAGACAGUGCAGACCGGGAGCCCCAUGUUCAUCCGGGAGCUUCGAGGAAGGCCCUUCCGCAGUGCCGAUGAUGUGAUCUUGAAGCCCACGGGGGCCCAGCUGACAGUAGAGUACCUGGAGGAGAACAGCUUCAGUGUGCCCAUUUUGGUGCUGAAGAAAGAUGGUCUGGGGAUGACUCUGCCCUCGCCAGCAUUCACUGUGAGGGAAGUGGAAUAUUAUGUCGGUUCUGACAAAGAGAUUGAUGUUAUUGAUGUGACCCGUCAGGCCGAUUGCAAGAUGAAACUCGGGGACUUUGUGCGUUAUUACUGCAGCGGCAAAAGGGAGAAAGUCCUCAAUGUCAUCAGCCUCGAGUUUUCAGAUACCAGGCUUUCAAAUCUUGUGGAGACCCCUAAGAUUGUCCGAAAGCUCUCCUGGGUGGAGAAUUUGUGGCCUGAGGAGUCUGUGUUUGAACGGCCCAGUGUGCAAAAGUAUUGCCUCAUGGGUGUGCGGGAUAGUUACACAGACUUCCACAUUGACUUUGGCGGCACCUCUGUUUGGUAUCACGUGCUUCGGGGUGAAAAAGUUUUCUACUUAAUCCGCCCCACCCCAGCCAACCUGUCUCUGUUUGAGUGCUGGAGCAGCUCGUCCAACCAGCGAGAGAUGUUCUUUGGGGACCAGGUGGACGUGUGCUACAAGUGCUGCGUGAAGCAGGGCCAGACCCUCUUCAUUCCCACAGGUUGGAUCCAUGCGGUGCUGACGCCCGUGGACUGCCUUGCCUUUGGAGGGAACUUCCUACAUAGCCUCAACAUCGAGAUGCAGCUCAAGGCCUAUGAGAUUGAGAAGAGACUGAGUACAGCUGACCUCUUCAGGUUCCCCAACUUUGAGACCAUCUGUUGGUACGUGGGAAAGCACAUCCUGGACAUCUUCCGAGGGUUACGAGAGAACAGGAGACACCCCGCUUCAUAUCUGGUCCAUGGAGCCAAAGCCUUGAACUUGGCCUUCAGAUCUUGGACUAAGAAAGAGGCUUUGCUAGAGCACGAAGCUGAAAUCCCUGAGACUGUGCGGACGGUCCAACUCAUCAAAGACCUGGCCAAGGAGAUCCGGCUGGUGGAGGAUAUUUUCCAUCAGAACAUUGGAAAGACCGGCAGCCCCUUUGGCCUCCAGAGGACUGGCUCAGCCAGCAGCACUCCGGCCACCAAGCCAGCCUCUGGCCCUCCAGCCUCCGCUGCCAGGUUUUCCCCAGCCUCCAAAGCCAGCUCCAAAAAGAGAAACUCCCGGGCCAAGGUGGAGGCUGGGAAGAAGCCAGAGCGCAAGGGGAGAGAGAAUGUGGCCAUGCUGGAGCCUUGUGAGCUGGACCUAAGUCUGCUGGAAAAAUAUACACGGCAGGCCCUGAAGGCAGGCAGUCCUCCUCCCAAGGGCCAGUUUUUAAUAGCAAACACCUGCCUGGCUCCACCAGAGGAGGAGCUGGACCUGGACCCAGACCCAGAGCUAGACUUAGACCUAGAACCUGAUAUUGAAGAGAGCCAAGUUACAGCAGUGCUGGCCAAUGGCAAAGUAGCAAGUGACAAGAAGGUGAAGGUCUCAGCCAGGUCCCGGAAUUCUAAGAGCAUGUCAAGACGGGGAGCCAAGACCAAGCUGCUGAUUAAGGGAGAGUUUGACCUGGAUUCUGAGGAAGACCUGCAGAUCGAUGAGACACCUCGGAAGGAGAAGAAGGGCCUGGUACCCAGGAAGAAGUUACCCAAAUUCCCCCGGAAGUUGCCUCGUGCCAAGCCCUGCUCCGACCCCAACCGAAUCCGGGAACCAGGGGAGGUAGAGUUUGACAUUGAGGGUGCGUCAUGUAAUCCACCCGAGCAAGCCCUGAAAUGCCGCUUUGGUCUGCGCCAGGAGGACUAUACGACAGACGAGGACCUGGCAGAAGGAGUUGAAGGCCAGCGUGGGCCCAGCGCCGGAACUGCAGGGAUUCUAGAUCUGCUCAAGGCCAGCAGGCAGGUGGGGGGACCCGACUCUGCAGCCCUCAAUGAGGCCCCUGCGUCCCCCAGCACCCAAGAAGCUAUCCAGGGGAUGCUGUGCAUGGCCAACCUGCGGUCCUCCUCAUCCUCCCCCUCAGCCUCUAGCCUUCAGGCCUGGUGGGUUGCAGGGCAGGAGGGCGGUGGCAGUAGCGGCAGUGGCAGUGCCAGCGGUAGCGGCAGUGGCAGUAUUAGUGGCAGCGGCAUCUCUGUUCGUGGGAAGACCGAUGGCUCCAGCGCCACAACCAACCAGCGGGCCCUCAACAAGCGAACUGGGAAGCAGCCAGUCCGACAGAGAAUGGAAAGUGAGGAAGAAGAGGAAGAGGAAGCUGAGGCCAGUCUAGAUGACGAACAGGAAAGCCUGGGGGCCUGCUUCAAGGAUGCUGAGUACAUCUACCCGUCUCUAGAGUCAGACGAUGAUGACCCUGCUUUGAAAUCACGCCCCAGGAAGAGGAAAAGCACAGAUGAUGCUCCCUGGAGUCCUAAAGCCCGUGUGACCCCAACCCUCCCAAAGCAGGCCCGGCCUGUUCGGGAGGGGACUCGAGUGGCCUCCAUUGAGACGGGUUUAGCUGCAGCAGCUGCAAAGCUGGCUCAGCAGGAGCAGCAAAGGGCCCAAAAGAGGAAAUAUUUCAAGAAGAAGCCAUUAGCAAAGGAACUGGAACAGUCACCCGCUCAAGAUAAUGGCCCUGGCACAGCUGCUCCCGUGCCGGUGCCCCCACCUGUAGUUGUACCACUCAGCCCACCGCCACCCACCGAGCCCAAGCAGGAACCCUUUGCCGGCAGCCUGGCUGACCACGAGUACACAGCCCGGCCCAGUGUUUUCGGCAUGGCCCAGGUGAACCGAGGCACCACACCCAUGGCACCUGGUGUCUUCCUGUCUCAGCGGCGGCCCUCAAACAGCUCCCAGGGGAGCCAGGCAACACAAGGAAAGCGGCCCAAGAAGGGCCUGGCUACAGCCAAGCAGCGCCUUGGCCGCAUUUUGAAGAUCCACAGAAACGGCAAACUCCUGUUGUGAGCCCUCCCCGUUGGCAGGGCCCUGCUUCACUCUCCUGACCCUUGGAGGCUUGGUUUCCUUUGCAGACACUCCUCUUUUCUCUGGAGCCCUCCUGGCCAGCCUUGGGCACAGCUGGCUUAAGAGGCGAAUGUCCCCAGUGGAGGGAGGGAGGGAGGGAUGAAGCCUGACCUCUCUUUCAUUCACUGGCUUCCUUCUCCGUUCCUUUUUGUCCUAUUCUUGCCUUUCUUCUGUUCACUGCCCUGUUAGAGAGCGGGGAGGCUGGAGGAAUGAUGUCUGACUUCAGAGGGAUCUUCCUUCAGCUUCUCCCCUCUUUGAAUCAGUUAGGGCCCAAGAGCAAGGGGACCGGGUGCUCCUUAAACAGCGUUGCUGACCUUCCCCCUUGUCUGGGCCCAUUCCUUGAGUUUGGAGGGAAGCGAGCCCAUGGCCUGCUUUAGGCUCCCGCUAUGCCACCUCUUGUGGCCUGCAUAGAAGCCAUGUGUGAACAGCCAGCCCCCUUGGCUGGUCUGCCUUCCUACUCUCUUCCUCAUUGUUUAGGGGCCAGGUCUGUGACACUGGACACUUAAGGGGCUGCCUUCCAUCACCUCAUUAGACCCGGAAGCACCCACAAGCAAAAUAUUGCCCCUACCCAUGAACCCCUGCUUGACCCCUUCAGCCCCACUUUGGCUGGGUUGGCAGGGGUGGGCUUCUCAAUAUGCCCCAUCUGGGCAACUGGCCAGGAUUGGAAAAUGGAGUCUGUGGAAGCACCUCUUGGCUUGUUUGGCCCAUUUCAGCUGCUUGCUCUGUGUGGCUGGGAUUGCCCUGGUGACUCAGGGACCUGGGGGGCAACUCCCCACUGGGAAACUGCAAGCAGAAGGGGCCAGUUGCUCAGAGCCUGAGCCAGCAGCUGUGGGGCUUCUAUGGGGCUGGGUAAUUUAGAGCCGGGGAAGCGUGGCCUUCCCAAGCUCCCCCGGCCACUUUUCACCACACUCCUUUCCUUGUUUCCCUCAUCCCGCCGUCUGGGUGGAACAGGGCUAGGCAGGGAAGCCUGUGGGGCAUGGUUCCCCUUCAGCCCUGCCCAUUGGUCUGCCUUCUCAGACCUCAUCCCUAAAAGUCCCAGUUAAGCACGGGCCAGAGCCUGGCUCCCUUCUCUCCCCUGCGUGGAGGUAGGCAUCACGGCAGAGAGAGAGGCAAAGGCAGCUAAUUGCUCCCAGAAGACCACCUGGUUUGGGGUGUCACACCCCAGCUCCACCCAGGAUACUUUCAUUUCACAUUUUUUAUUUCUGUGGUUUGGGGCCCCUUGUUUUGCUUUUCUGUUGUCGCUGUUGUUGUUGACAAACAACGGUAAAGGAAAGGUCUGUCCCCCUCCCUCCAAGUUGUCUUACAAAGAGCUGAGUGGGGGCACCUGUUUUCUUUGUUGGACUGGACUUUUCAGGUUGUAAGGGGGGGUGGGGGGUGGGCGGG